AUGAGCCGCUUUGGCAGAGGGAGUGUGAGCAGGGAGGAAGCGGAGAGGCUGGAGCGCGUGUGGUCAUUCAUCCGCCACCAUCCUCCCUCUCUCCCCCUCAUGCCUCGCCUCCUCUCCUGGCGCCUUACACCGCACCACCGCCCUCCCACAUUUCGCGCGCAUCUCACUGCUCCCACCAUGACUGUCCAAGCAAGCCACGGGAGAGAUUGCAGCAGCAGCAGCAGCAGCAGCAGCAGCAGUAGCAUCAACGGCACUGGUGGUGCAGUGUUGGACCGGCGUCUAGUGAUGCUGCUGGUGCGGCGAUUGAAGGAGAGGCACCGACAUCAGCAUGCUCUCGAGGCGUACAGUGGAGUGUUGUACCAGCUGGCGCGCACGGGGCAGCACAGCCUUCUGGCUUCUCAUCUCCCUUUUUUAUUCACCUUUCCUCUCCCUGCUGUUGAUCCUCAUCAGGCAUACAGCGGAGUGUUGUACCAGCUGGCACGCACGGGGCAGCACAGCAGGUUGCAGGAGGAGCUGCAGUGGCUGCACGGCACAGCAGGGGCGGCGGUGGGUGUGAGCGCCUUCAACGCGCGCCUGCUCGCCCUCUCCUCCCUGCCGUCGCGGCUAGCUUCGGCUGAUUCGGUGACACAGAGGAUGGAUGAGGUGACUCGACCCAUGCAUGUGGCACGGAUAGCAGCGCAUGUGGCGGCUGGUGACAUAGCCAUGGCAGAAGAGGCGUUUGCUUCCCUGCAUGCCUGCAUCCGUCGCCUUGACCGGGAUGUCUGUAACGCGCUUCUCAAGGGGUACACGCGAGCUAACAUGCCAGAUGCUGCGCUGCGAUUGGUCGAUGACAUGCGUAGGGCGAGCAUUCCGUGCGGCACAGCCACUCUCUCCCUCCUCCUCUCCUGCCUCUCUCGCUCCCACCGCCUCUCCCACGCCACCGCCCUCCUCUCUCAACUCGUCACCACUCCUGAGACCCCUGUAACCGUUGAUCCUCCUCCUCCUGCCACUACCAACCCACCAAGCACACCUCUUCAUCCCAAACCCCUGCCUGAGUCUGUGCUUCGGUGCAUGUCUCCUCCCGCUUCUCCUCGUGACGCCCUUCCCUCCCACCGCCCCCCUCGCCACCACGGCUCACAGCCCCCCACACCCCCGCCAACCAUCAAGCGGCGCACGCUGCGGGGGUUGAUGGAGGCACUCAAAGCAGAGGGGCACGUGGAGGGCGUGAGGCAGGCGAUGCGGGCAGGCGAGGCCAUGUGGGGCUGCUGUGAGGUGGCCUGGUACAAGUUGCUCUUAGGGGCCAUGCUGCGACGCACUGGGGUGCACGCAGGGAAGGGAGAGGGAGGAGAUGGAGAGGGUAGCAGUAAGGCGAGGUGGGAGGAGGCGGCGAGGGAGGUAGAGGAGGAGAUGAGGGUGAAAGGGGUGAGGGCGGACCAUGAGGUGAGAGGACUGCUCAGGAAGCUGAGAGGCCUCGCAGAUGUGCAGCAAGGGAGAGCAGCAUGUGGGGAUGAUGUGCGGGUGGAGUAG
This is a messenger RNA of Closterium sp. Yama58-4, 1506 nucleotides long. The record is from the annotation of a GenBank genome assembly. Lineage: Eukaryota; Viridiplantae; Streptophyta; Zygnematophyceae; Desmidiales; Closteriaceae.